AUGACGUCAUCCAUCACGAACUGCCCACCGGCCACGUGCUCCCCCGAGAGGCACGGGACCUGGGCGGACAAGAUGAUGAGACGUGCCGGUGAAAGAGCGAGCGCUGGCGCGUGCCGGCGUGACGACCGAAAACUCUGCUCCGGCUUCGGCACCGGCCAGGACAAGCCAGUUCGCGCGUCGAAGAUGAGGAUAAACGGACAUAGCGCACUCGUUGCCCCCCGCGUCCUGCUGGUCCCCUACAGCGCCCACCAUGUGCCCACCUACCAUGCGUGGAUGCAAGACCCGGCCAUCCGCGAGGCCACGGCGUCGGAGCCGCUCACGCUGGACGAGGAGUACGCCAUGCAGCGCAGCUGGCGUGACGACGCCGACAAGCUGACCUUCAUCGUCUGCAUCGCGCCGCCGUCUCCCACUACUGAGAUCCGUGCCAGGGUCCACGAUGCCCCAGCCGCCAUGAUCGGCGACGUGAACCUCUUCCUCGUCCCGGACGACGACGACGACGACGAGGGAGAUGACGGCCGACCUCUGGCCGUCGUCGGCGAGCUCGAGAUCAUGAUCGCCUCGGCCACCCACCAGAACCGCGGCUACGGCGCCGCCGUCCUGUCCGCUUUCAUGGCCUACAUCCGCCGCCGCAUCGACGGCAUCCUGGCUGAGUACUGCACAUCAUCCACGGCCGGCCCGGGGGGAGCCCGUCUGAGCUACCUCCGCGUCAAGAUCGCCGCCACCAACCAUCCGAGCCUGCGCCUUUUCGAGAGGGCGGGAUUCGUGCGCGUGAGCGAGACGCCCAAUUUCUUUGGUGAGCUGGAGCUGCGGAGGGGUCUGGACGAGACCAAGGGGGACGAGGCCAAGGGGGCCGGAGCCGCCAACCCUGUAGAGCUGGGCUACGAACUUGCUGCCGAGUAG
This is a messenger RNA of Diplodia corticola, 900 nucleotides long. Its product is annotated as acyl-n-acyltransferase. Gene Ontology annotation, molecular function: N-acetyltransferase activity. The transcript has 2 exons. The record is from RefSeq and is a predicted model, not a curated record. Gene Ontology annotation, biological process: protein acetylation. Bases 1 to 900 code for a protein of 299 amino acids. NCBI's taxonomy places the organism in Eukaryota, Fungi, Ascomycota, Dothideomycetes, Botryosphaeriales, Botryosphaeriaceae.